Diprion similis is the source of this 2492-nucleotide messenger RNA. It is a transcript of the gene Zw, whose product is annotated as glucose-6-phosphate 1-dehydrogenase. The record is from RefSeq and is a predicted model, not a curated record. Gene Ontology annotation, cellular component: cytosol. NCBI's taxonomy places the organism in Eukaryota, Metazoa, Arthropoda, Insecta, Hymenoptera, Diprionidae. Gene Ontology annotation, biological process: pentose-phosphate shunt, oxidative branch; glucose metabolic process. The transcript is spliced from 8 exons. Gene Ontology annotation, molecular function: glucose-6-phosphate dehydrogenase activity; NADP binding. The coding region runs from base 121 to 1695 and encodes 524 amino acids.
CUUACGAGUACAACCGGCUGUCAGUCGAAGCAGGAAAGUCUCGCCGUGUAUUAUAGCUGUAAAGUGGAGCAAAGAAUAACCGUCGUGAAAGGAAAUUGAAGAAGCAUAAGUCACUGUGAAAUGGCGAACUCAACGAGAGAAACAACGAUUGAGCAAAGUCUAGCUUUCAUCAGGCAGUCUUUGAAAUCCGCGACAAUGGAUCACCUGGAAGGAACACGCUUUGACGGCUCGAUACCCCAUAUUUUUGUAAUUCUUGGAGCAUCUGGUGACUUGGCCAAGAAGAAGAUCUACCCAACUUUGUGGUGGCUCUUCAGAGACAAUCUGCUGCCAAAAACAACAACAUUCUUUGGAUACUCGCGCAGUAAAUUGACGGUGAAAAACAUCAGAGAAAACUGCCAUAAAUAUAUGAACGUCAAGCCCGAGGAGGCUGGAAAGUAUGAGGAAUUCUGGUCUUUGAAUCAUUACGUUUCUGGAAAGUACGACGUGAGACGAGACUUCGAACUACUGAAUCAGGAACUUGAGAAGUUCGAAAAAGCUGCCGCGGCUCACAGACUCUUUUAUCUGGCUCUGCCUCCCUCCGUUUUCGAAGAAUCCACGUCACACAUUAGGAGUACCUGCAUGGCCCAAAAAGGCUGGACAAGGAUAAUUAUAGAAAAACCGUUUGGACGUGACGCCGCCUCAUCUGAGCAACUUUCUAACCACCUUGCGUCGCUCUUCAAGGAGGAACAAAUGUACCGGAUAGAUCAUUACCUGGGUAAAGAAAUGGUGCAGAAUUUGAUGACACUCAGAUUUGGCAACAGGAUAUUCAGUCCAACUUGGAACAGGGACAGCGUAGCUUCGGUUCAAAUUUCUUUCAAAGAGCCGUUCGGGACUCAGGGAAGAGGCGGGUACUUCGACGAGUUUGGAAUCAUAAGAGACGUCAUGCAAAAUCACCUUCUUCAGAUACUGUCUCUCGUGGCGAUGGAAAAACCUGCCUCUUGCCAUCCGGAUGACAUUAGAGACGAGAAAGUCAAGGUACUUCGAUGUAUAAGCCCCCUUGAAUUGGACGACGUCGUGCUUGGUCAGUAUGUCGGUAAUCCCAACUCCGACGAUCCCGAUGCCAGAAUCGGAUACCUGGACGACCCUACCGUUCCCGCUGGUUCAAACACCCCAACCUAUGCCAUGGCGGUUGUAAAAAUUAACAAUGAAAGAUGGGACGACGUGCCGUUCAUCCUGAGGUGUGGAAAAGCAUUGAAUGAGCGCAAAGCAGAGGUUCGAAUUCAGUACAGAGAUGUGCCUGGAGAUAUAUUCGAUGGUAAGCCAAAGAGAAAUGAAUUGGUGAUACGAUUGCAGCCUGGAGAAGCAAUUUAUAUUAAAAUGAUGACCAAAUCUCCGGGCAUAACAUUUGACAUGGAGGAAACUGAGUUGGAUUUGACCUACGGCAGUAGAUACAAGGAGCUCAAGCUGCCCGAUGCAUACGAAAGACUAAUUUUAGAUGUAUUCUGCGGUUCGCAAAUGCACUUUGUAAGGAGUGACGAACUCGCCGAAGCUUGGAAAAUUUUCACCCCGUUACUCCAUAGAAUUGAGAAGGAAAAAAUUCAGCCGAUCCCUUACGAAUAUGGAUCACGAGGACCCAAGGAAGCUAACGAAAAAGCGAAAGAAAACAAUUUCAAGUACUAUGGUUCCUAUAAAUGGGUGAAACCUGAUCAUCAGUAAUUAAAUCGUCAGUUUUAUUGCAAGUCGUAAUAUUUUAUUGGUAGAAGAAAUGUUUCCGGCGCGGCGUAAAGAUGUUAUCAGUCGAUAAAAUAAGUCUCGAAUCUAGCGAAAACAAUUUUCAAUCCGUUUAAUUACAACUAGACUUGACCCGGAUAUUUAAAUCAUUCAAUUUUUUAUUUUUAUAUUCCUUUUACACGGAAUUGACGUUUACAAUUCUAAACUCAUUCCUGGAAACUACUUCCUAGCUUGCUCAACGCUGUUCUUGUAAUCAUAUUUACGUAAAAUACAACAAAUUUUGCAUUUCUUUAUUUUAUACACAUUCUUCUCCGGUCUAAACGAUCAUUCGAUAGAUCGUGUUGCUUUCAAGCGUUACAUAAGAAUCAUUUCAACAUAAACGAGCCAUAAAAAAUGAAAUUAAUCAACAUUAUAGUUGAAAUCGUGCAUUCUACCACGACGACAAAUAAUGUACAAUAUUUUUGAUAAAUAUUUAAAUAUUUAAGAAUUAUUAGGCUAUGUUAUUGUUAAUAAUAUUAUUUAAAAAAAGGAAAAAGAAAUCUUUUGAAAAGAAUGCAAUAACUUGAUCAUCCGUGAUGAGCAAUAAAAUUUUUGAGUAAAAUAGAGAAAAAUAUUUACGCAACGGAAAAAUGAAGCGAAAUGACGAAUACUGGCAAACUUGAUACUCACUAAGUACGUAAGUUUAUUACAAAUUCCAAAUCAACAAUCUACGUUACAUUCCGUUACCCACUGUCUUAACAUUUACACCGAGCACAGAAUGUUUGUAAUAAAUAAGGGACACA